CCAACGGGUACUAGCUUUCCGCAUCUCCGCAGCAAGCCGCCGUCGGAUUCCGCCAGACAUUAUAUAUCCGUUCGUACUGCUCCUUAGCUCACGAGCGUAACUAGAGACAUCCUGACCUACUGGUUCUCAGUGUCUUCUUGAAAUCUCACGAAGAGACUGACGCCUGGCUUGAUCAGUAGCCACUCUUAACCGCAGCUGUAGUGCUUUCUGCGCGUCUAACCCCGCUGGGCUCUCAAUUCACCAUGCCUUCACAAGUUGCUACGUGUCUGCGCCUUGCGCGGCAAUUUUCUGCAGAUCCGAGCAAGCAUCAACGAUUCCUUGCGCGUGCAUUCUCCAGCAGCGUCCGUCGCUCCGAGAUCAACAAGGUUGUAUCGUCUGCGGAUUUAGCAAUCAAGGACUUGAAGUCCAACUCAACCGUUCUGGCAGGUGGUUUCGGUCUUUCUGGUGUACCAGAUACUCUCAUCAAUGCUGUGCGAGCAAACCCUUCGAUCACCGGGUUGACGGUGGUCAGCAACAACGCCGGUGUGGAUGGAGCGGGUCUUGGCCUUCUUCUCGAAUCCAAGCAGAUCUCGAAGAUGAUUGCCAGCUAUGUGGGCGAGAACAAGACCUUCGAGCGCAUGUACCUAACGGGCGAGAUUGAGUUAGAGUUGACACCACAGGGCACCUUGGCUGAGCGUUGUCGGUCGGGCGGUCAUGGAAUCCCUGCUUUCUACACACCUGCCGCUUUUGGUACGGUUGUGCAGACAGGUGAGCUGCCUUUGAAGCACAAUGCUGAUGGCACCGUCGCUCUGCGGAGCCAGCCCCGCGAUGUCAAGGUCUUUGAUGGCAAGAGCUAUGUCAUGGAGGAGUCUAUCAAGGGUGACUAUGCCUUUGUUAAGGCUUACAAAGCCGAUAAGCUGGGCAACUGCCAGUUCCGCUAUGCUGCUCAGAACUUCAACGGAGCCAUGGGUCGCAAUGCUAAGGUGACAAUCGUUGAGGCGGAGCACAUCGUCGAGCCCGGUGAGAUUGAGCCGGCUGCUAUUCAUCUGCCCGGUAUCUACGUCAAGCGUGUUAUUCAGAGCACGACACCGAAGGGUAUCGAGAAGUACACCUUUGCCAAGGAGGAGGGUGAAGACACUGCUGCCCUGGGCAAGGGUGAAACCGCCGCGAAGCGUGAACGUAUUGUCCGCCGUGCGGCUAAGGAGUUCAAGAACGGGAUGUACGCAAACCUGGGUAUUGGUAUGCCCAUGCUGGCGCCCAACUUCGUCGAUCCUUCCGUGGAAGUCCAGCUCCAGUCUGAAAACGGUAUUCUGGGAUUGGGCCCCUAUCCUAAGAAGGGCCAGGAAGACCCGGAUCUUAUCAAUGCCGGAAAAGAGACGGUUACGCUUGCGCCCGGUGCGGCUUGCUUUGGCAGUGACGAGUCCUUCGGCAUGAUCCGUUCAGGAAGAAUCGAUUUGACUAUUCUGGGCGCCAUGCAGGUGAGCGCCAGAGGUGACUUGGCUAACUGGAUGUUGCCCGGUAAGAUCAAGGGCUUUGGCGGUGCUAUGGAUCUAGUCUCCAACCCCUCCGCUACAAAGGUGGUUGUGACUAUGGAGCACACUGACAAGAAGGGCAACCCUAAGAUCGUCAAGCAGUGCGAGUUCCCAUUGACUGGCAAGACUUGUGUCAGCCGUAUCAUCACUGAACUCUGUGUCUUUGAUGUUGACUUCACUGACGGUCUUACCCUGGUUGAGCUUGCCGACGGUGUCACUGUUGAUGAAGUCCGGAGCAAGACAGAAGCUCCGUUCAAGGUUGCUGAUGAUGUGAAGCCCAUGCUGUAAUUGUGUCCUUUUUUCCUCUUUUUGUUUGCAUGUCUGGAUGUCACCAAUUCGCAGAAUUAUGGGAUUUAUAAGCGUAUAGUUUGUGAAAUCAUGUCGGGUACGGGAACUGUUGUAUAUACCAAUUCUUUCAGAAAACAGUUCAUAUUAUUCAAAA
Molecule: messenger RNA, 1953 nt
Organism: Aspergillus pseudonomiae
Lineage: Eukaryota; Fungi; Ascomycota; Eurotiomycetes; Eurotiales; Aspergillaceae
Product: 3-oxoacid CoA-transferase
Exons: 3
Coding region: 243-1799 (518 amino acids)
Biological process (GO): ketone body catabolic process
Molecular function (GO): succinyl-CoA:3-oxo-acid CoA-transferase activity
Source: RefSeq, a predicted model, not a curated record